This is a messenger RNA of Linepithema humile (Argentine ant), 6092 nucleotides long. RefSeq names its product adducin 1-like protein hts (gene hts). Gene Ontology annotation, molecular function: actin filament binding. The record is from RefSeq and is a predicted model, not a curated record. Gene Ontology annotation, cellular component: postsynaptic density; plasma membrane; cytoskeleton. NCBI's taxonomy places the organism in Eukaryota, Metazoa, Arthropoda, Insecta, Hymenoptera, Formicidae.
AGAUGAAAUACAGAAGAUGUAGAAUACAGUUUAGACAUCAACAUAGAGGCAACUUAAAAAAAAAAAUGUGUUGGUAAUUUUGUCCACGAAUAUUAAUGCCAACCGAUGACAGAUGGCAGAACUGUAAAGAUUCGUAGCGUUUAGCUCAGCCAUCUAGAGUAUUCAACGUUUAUGGACUCUUGAGUCACACGCUGUGUUUAUCUCUGUUUUAUCAAAGUAUUUAUUGUGUAAUUAUCGAAUAGCGAUAAACUGAUAUAGCACAAUAACCAAUAAUCGUCGGUUCUUAACGGUCACGCCGACUUUUUGUAUUCUAUUCUGUGCGUUUCAACGUAAAGCCGCGAGACUUCAGCUAUGCGCUUUUUCGCAGGUCUCAAGAAGCGCAUGUAAAACGGUGCGUUUAAUAAUUACGCCAUUCUCGGCGCCGGUUGUGCACUGCAGCAAACGCGAUUUCGCGGCGUCGCGGCACACAAAUGCGUGGACAGUGAGUUUUAACCGGUCGGACAGAGCUGCGAGUUGGCGCACGGUGGAUCGGCAACGGCCAGCCAGUAGAAGCGUCAGGCUUGGCGGCGGUGGCAGUGGCGGAGAGGACAGAGGUGAAGGCGGCGGUGAAGGCGGUGGCGGAGGCGGCGGGGAAGCUGUUCAUCGAACGGAACAGCCGCGCGCGCGGUGAUACGGACGGCGAGCUGUUGUACGGUUCGUGAAACGGGCACGGGCAUAUCUCGAAAAGGAGGCGACGGCUGACGGCGUUUCCCUGCUGGUUGCCGGUACUUGUACGAGGCUCGAAGAUGGCAGACACGAGCCAACAAGCAUUAAGCGAACCACACACGAACGGAGUGGUGGACGGUUUGACGGAGGAUGAAAAAAGCAAGAUGAGACCCGCCGAUAUCGACGCGGAUAUGCGAGAAAUGGAGAGGAGAAAGAGGGUCGAGAUGAUGAUGAAUUCGCGGAUCUUCCGAGAAGAAUUGGAACGUAUAAUCGAGACACAGAUGAAGGACGGUGCUGGACCCUCCGGUCUUCUGCAACAGAUCUCUGACAUGAUGGGCGCGCAGGGAGCCCGAUUCAACGGCAAUGUGUUCAAAAAUUCAAAUUGCGUCUUACCUAUCAACGACAUUCGCGGCGUGGAGAGCAUGGGAUAUGCCAAGGGCGAGAAGCUGCUGCGAUGCAAGCUGGCGGCGGUCUUCAGAUUGCUCGAUCUAUACGGAUGGACGCAGGGCGUCGGCGGGCACAUCACCGCCCGUCUCAAUCAGGAUCAGGAACAUUUCCUGGUGAAUCCGUAUGGGUUACUUUAUCACGAGGUCACAGCCUCCAGUCUGAUCAAGGUGGACAUGCAAGGCGCGGUUGUCGAGCAGGGGACGACGAACUUCGGCGUACAUAUAACAAGUUUCCAAUUGCAUUCGACAAUACACGCCGCGAGACCCGAUAUCAAAUGUAUUAUUCAUAUUACAACUCCGUCCGUUACCGCGGUCUCUUCUUUGAAGUGUGGAUUGUUACCAAUCGGACAGGAGAGCAUAGUGAUAGGCGAGGUGAGCACUCACCAGUACAUCGGAGGCUCCGUCGAACCGGAAGAACGGGAGAAGAUCGCGAGGAACCUCGGGCCGAUGAAUAAAGUUAUGCUUCUGACGAACCGCGGCGCACUUUGCUGCGGAGAGACGGUGGAAGAGGCGUUCUUCAACGUUUACAAUACUGUGGUCGCUUGCGAGACGCAAUUGAAACUGAUGCCCGCGGGCAUAGACAAUCUAAAUCUCAUCAGCGAGGAAUCGAAGAAAGCUAUAUUUGAGGCCUCGCGGAAACCACCGAUCCCUCAGCAACAGACUUCGGCGGUGGAGUCGUCCGCUCUCGCCGAGAAGCUCGAGAAACGUUGGAGAAUCGGCGGCGCUGAGUUUGAAGCUCUUAUGAGAAUGCUGGACAAUGCUGGAUUCCGUACGGGCUACAUAUAUAGAAAUCCACUCGUGAAAGGAGAACCUCCGAAACCGCGAAAUGAUGUUGAAGUUCCACCGGCUGUAUCGUCCCUAGGAUAUCUACUUGAGGAAGAAGAAUUAUACAAGCAAGGGCUGUGGAAAGGUGGACGUAAAGGCACAGACAGAUCCCGCUGGUUAAAUUCGCCGAAUGUUUACCAGAAGGUCGAGAUCCUGGAAACUGGAACACCUGAUCCUAAAAAGAUCACCAAGUGGGUGUCUGACGGAUCUCCUACCCAUAGCAGUACACCAGUGAAGAUAGAAGGUGCUCUUCAGUUUGUACCGAAAAAUACCAACCCAAAGGAGUUUAAACAAAUACAACAGCAAAUUAAGGAUUAUCGACGAGCAGAAAAGAUAUCAGCCGGUCCACAGUCUCACAUAUUGGAAGGUGUGUCAUGGGAAGAAGCUAAGAAAAUGCAGGACGCGACAAUUAGUGGUACCGGCGAACAAGUAGUCUUAGUAGGAGCCGCUAGCAAGGGUAUUAUACAGCGUGGUUUUCAACACAAUGCGAUGGUGUACAAGACACCUUAUGCCAAAAAUCCAUUCGACGCGGUCACGGAUCAAGAACUCGAUCAGUACAAGAGAGAAAUCGAACGCAAGCAGAAGGGAGAUCCUUACGAUGAAUCACAAUCAGAAUCCGAGGCCUUGUCGUCCUUUAACAUCAGUCGUGCGACGCAUGAAUCCAGCACUGCCAAGAGUCCUAUUCAAUCACCGGUUUCUGUUACUUCGGAAACGGAGGAGGAGAGUAGAGACGAACCCCGAGUAUUGCGAAUAGAAACGAAACAAGUGCCUGCGCCGAGUCAACCCGAAGUUGUAUUAAGCGAUGUGAAUGAUGCUACUACAGAGUACCUUAAUGAGAUGCGCUACAGAUCGAUCGAGCGGCAAAAAAACGGUUACAAAGGAGAUAGCGAACUAGGCAGCAAUUGCAGCAGCGUGAGCAGCGAGAAUGUGUUAACGUACUCUGGCCGGCGAGUUUCUGAGCGUCUUUACGAUAGUCUUCAUUUGGAGAAUGUUCGAGCCUCGAUAACCGCCGAGCGGCAGAAACCUGUUCUAGUAACAUUACGUUCGAAAAUAUUUACGUCUGCUAACAGAAGUGACAUCAAAAAGUCAAAAUCGGCCGACGAGACUUCCGUGAAGCGCUACGAGGCGAGACGAAAAUUUUUCGAAGACUUUGAACAAAAAGAUUUGACGACGAAAACCGUGAUGAAACCAACGAGCGAUGAAGAACACAAAUCCGAAGAAAAUUUUGUGCUAAACUCGAAUGAGAAAUCGGAUGUUUAUCUUGUAAAGGAGUUGAACGCAAAUGUGACAAACGGACAUACGAAAGGACACGACGAAACGCAUUCGGAUAACAUCGCGUUGCAGCUCGUGAAAUUGGAGAAUAUCGUGCAACCAAAUUUCGUUGAACUAGUCAAUGUAAAGGAAAGAAGUGAGAUUGAGAAGGUAGAAAGAGAAUCUUCGAAGACUUGCGACGAGAAAUUGAACAGCGACUCGGCGGAGGCCGCGAAUGAGAAGCAACCAGAGCAACACGCUGCAACAUCUCAAUGCGAUAAUAGAAAUAACAAGGAAGCCUCGCAACCACUGAGCGAUUUAUCUUCCGACAACAACGACAGACGGUUUAUCGGUCAUUGCGAAUGUAGUGAAGAUAAGGGGACAUCGCUGAGUAAGGAAACGAGCGAUAACGCGGCGCGCAUCGAGCUGAAGAAACAAAAUGUUCGAUCGUGGAUCGAGAGUUCCGUUUGUAAAAACGAUUGGCUGAAUCGCACGGAGGCCGACACGUACGAAUCGUACUGCGACGAUAUUACAAAGAUCGUCGAAAGCAUCGACGUGAAUAUCGCCUCGUCGAGGACGGAGUUGGACGCGCUGCCCGACACGGACACCUGCGUCAAGUAUAACUUGGAUUCGACCAACAUGAGUCUCAUUUACAGCCUAACUCCGCCGGCGGUGGUCGAUCAGGAGGAGAGCGGCAACGACGACACGUGGCGCGACUUGGCGGACCGCUCGUCGGAAUGGCAAUCCGAUUCGAUGAAGAGCGACAGCGACGGGGAGUUGGGCGAUUACAUCUGGAUAGAGCCGACGACCAAGACGGAUUGCGCGAAGCCCAGCGAUCGUGGAAGCGAAAGCAGCUGCGAAUUGGAGCAUCUCGAAUCCGAGAAGCACUCGGCGAGUGGAUCCGACAUACUCGAGUUACCGAGCCGCACGAUUCGGGAAUUGAAGGACAUCGACGGUGAGGUCUUCCUGAACGGGAUCAACGAGUCCGCGAACGAGAUCAUCGCCGAUCUCAACGCUUCCGAUGAAGCGGUGCCGUCGUCGCAGGAAGCUCUACAAGUGGCACAACACGUUAUCGCCGAGAUCAUUGAGUCCGUUUACGACCUGCUGUACCUGGAUUCGUCUAUUCACGAUCUUGGCGUCGUGAGAGAAGUCGUGUGCCAUUUGAUUGAUAGUUAUCGUCACGAGUACUCGCUUAUAGAAUCCGCCGACCCAGCAUGCACAUCGGAAAUCUUCACAGCGGACAACAAUGUCGAUAAUAUUUGCCGGAUCAAACGCUUUCUCGGAACUUUGUCGCCGGAUUUCCAUUCUGACAAUCAAACAAAAGUGCAGGAAAAGAAGAGAACUCGGGAGUCGUCCGCGGUGAUCGAAUUCUGUACCAUAGCGAAAAGGCUGCCGGUCGUCGCCAACGACGCUGCCUUAGAACUGAACUUCCGCGUCCUCAAAGUUCCGGCGAACAAAUAUGCCAGCACAUUGCCGGAUAUUUGUCGCGUGCUCGACGAGAGCUCGGUCGACAAUCGCGGUAGGAUGCUCCGUAAAAUGAGAGACAACGAAAGUAUGGCGAAAUCGGAGACGAAGUCGUGGCCGUGCGAUCGAUGCUGUUACUGCCGAGAGGAAGAGGAUUCGAGAGAGGGAUCGACAGGUCGUCUAACGCCUAUAAGCGAGGAGCCGGAUGAAAUUCCACGCGACACUGUCGAUAUUGUCACAAAUCCUAAUCACUUCGCGAACGCCGUCGAGGAGGGUGCAGCAAACUCCGCGAAAAAGUCUGUCUCCCUCGACGACACCUACACGAUCUCCGAAGUUAGUUCUGUAAUCAUUUCCGACACUGACGAGACGAACGAUCUUGAGGAACAGCACAACAUUUGGGAUUCAUCUGUAGACUGCAUGUCGUACUCGUACGACACUAAGGAAUUCAUGCGCUUGGAGAAAGCUCUCACGGAAAGCUCGCAGUUGAAUGUAUAAUCACUUGUGCUUUGUGGGUAUUGCAUUCUAUCUGAAUUUUGCGAUCGCUCAAAGUGAUCGUGGGAAUUUAGGAGACACAGAUCGACACUGUGUGACACGGUCAAACGCCGUGCUUAGAUACUUGAUGGAAUGCGUUUGGUUCUGAACUAGACUGCUAGAGUCUGCUUAUGUCUUCCCAUGAUAUCUAGUAAGUUCAUUUAAGGCAGACAUGUCCAAACGCCGGCUCUGGAGCCAAAGUGGAGAGCGAGAAUUUCCCCCUCUCCAGAUGCUUGCCGCUCGACUGUCAGCGCGAGGUGCAGUGCGGGGAAAAGAGCCGCCGAUCCCUACUAUCGAAGUCUCGUGUUUCUCCCUUGCACCUCACUAACAAGUGAAAAGCCUGAUCGAACAGUGAAGGAGUAUAGAGUAACCCGAAACUGUUCUUACGACCUUUGUAUUAAACUGGAUGAUCUGUUUAUAAACAUAACUAUUUCUUUGCACGGUAGUCGGAGCGUAUGUCGUGACUAGUGUGGGGAGCGCUGAGAGGGAUAUGAUAUCUCGCGCGACGUCGGAGAAAGGGAAGGCUUCUAGCGUUACUCCCCAGGCGUUGGACAUGUCUGAUUUAAGGGGUUACCUGCAGUCAGUAAUUUUGAAAAAAAUCGAUUUUGAGAUUUAGCUAUAGCUAUAGCAUCCGAAGAAGCAGAAGGUUCAUUAUAUGGUUCUGGAAUAGAUGAUUAUGUAUAAGUUCCCCAAAAAAGUUUUUAUUAUAAAAUAUUUCGUAAAAAAAAUUUUAAAUGCGUUUUUCUCAAAACUACGAUUUCAAAGUCGGUGAUCACUGUAAUUCAAAAAUGGCUUAACCGAUUGGUCUGAAAUUUUUUAUGCUUAUUUCAGAUACAAUUUAUGGGUCCCUGAUCGUAGAAUUUUUUUUUU